This is a messenger RNA of Symbiodinium pilosum, 1527 nucleotides long. The record is from the annotation of a GenBank genome assembly. NCBI's taxonomy places the organism in Eukaryota, Dinophyceae, Suessiales, Symbiodiniaceae.
AUGGAUGCAGUAUGGAGUGCUGACCUGCCCGGUGAUCCUGAAGCUUACCUCUGGUGGCCCAUCAUUCUCUACAUGUUUUACCUGAUGUCCAUUGUCUGUGACGAUUAUCUUCUGCCUGCAGUGGAUGCAAUCAGCGAGCAUUUUCACAUACCCGAUGAUGUUGCAGGCGCAACCUUGGUUGCCUUUGCCUGCAAUGGUCCAGAGCUUUUGACAAAUUGUUGCUCUAUCUACCUCAAGGAUGCUUCUGUUGGUAUCGGCACGAUUGUGGGCUCUGCUAUUUUCAAUGUGCUGGUGAUCACGGCAUGCUGUCCUAUCGUAUCUCCGCGGGGCACUUUGAAGGUGAAGCCUGCGUUUUUCUUGCGUGAUGCAACCUUCUCUGGUAUCUCUAUCCUGUUGUUAUGGUGGGCUCUGCCAGUGGUGGAUUUAAUGAAGGCCUCAGUUCUGCUCGCUUUUUCAGCCAUCUACGCCUUGGUGGUGGCGAAGAGCGCAGACUGGUUUGGGGAUCAUCAGUAUGAUGGCACCUCUCCACUCGCGGAUGGGCUGAUCACUUCACCAGGGAACAUUGCCAGGCAAGUCUCUGGCCAGGAUAUAGAAGACUUAUGUUUCCAAGAGCAACAUCCCCUUGAACAACGCCAGCUCGUGCAGACCUUGUUAUCUCCCGGAGCUCUCCUGGCAUGGCUAACAAUUCCAAACGUCAAGCUGCAACCUACCCGAUUCUUCUCCAGCUUCUUUGUUUCGAUGGCAUGGCUGAGUGUCACUGCGUACAUUGUUUGCAUCGGCUCUGACCGUAUCAACAUAUUUUGGGGCAUUCCGAAAAGCUUUCUUGGCCUGACUCUGGUGGCGAUUGGAACAUCGUGGCCGAAUCUGCUAGCAUCCGUAGCUACUGCAAGGCAGGGCCGCGGUGACAUGGCCGUAAGCAAUGCCUUGGGGAGCAAUGUACAGAACGUCUUCUUUGUGUUGGCGGCUCCUAUCUUCGUCAGUGUGCUAGUGCGCGGCAGCUACACCAGCGACAGUGCAGAAAUCUUGUCCUCCGUGCUGUGGAUGGGUGCAACUUUGGCGCUGGUGAUGUUGGUGGUUGGUGUUUCGGGCUUCUGGUACGCGUAUUUGAAGUAUCACAGCCGCCUCCCACCAUCCCUGAUCCGCUUCAAGACGCAGCUGCAGUUUCGCAGUGCCGUGGAUGAGAGAGGGCAGCUGCGAAGUGAGGUGGAGGCUUUGCAGUCAGAGCGUGAAGACCUAGCAGCACAGGUGGAGCGAUUGCAGCGGGAGCAUUCGCAGAUUGCUGCGGCACGUGAGCUCAAGCAGCAGGAACUGGAGUCCAAAGUUCAAGCCUUGCAAAGCCAGAUCAAGGCUAGCCAAACAGAAGCGUCGGCAGCAAGGGACGAGGUGCAGCGCCUCUGCAAAGCCCUGGACACUGCACAGUCCUUGUGCAAGCAUGCUGAGGCACGUGCCGUGGCAGCUGAGAAGUCAAGCACUGAGGUGCAUUUGCAGAAAUUUGGCUCACCGUUGUACGAGUUUUUUGGACGUUGA